This is a messenger RNA of Portunus trituberculatus (swimming crab), 2002 nucleotides long. RefSeq lists its product as uncharacterized. Gene Ontology annotation, biological process: phospholipid metabolic process; arachidonate secretion. Lineage: Eukaryota; Metazoa; Arthropoda; Malacostraca; Decapoda; Portunidae. The record is from RefSeq and is a predicted model, not a curated record. The transcript has 5 exons. Gene Ontology annotation, molecular function: A2-type glycerophospholipase activity. Bases 23 to 1495 code for a protein of 490 amino acids.
GGUCACUGUGGCGUGUGUAGUGAUGGUGUGGGGUUACCAUGCCCACCACCUUUAUCCCAGACCACACGAGACACACUACGGAAAACAAGAGCAGCAGCGCGACCCUGCACAGGCUGCCUUGCAUGCUGAAGAUACUGGCUCUGAAGGCGAAAAGCGAUUCCGAAGGUACCUGGGUGAUGGCCACAUCGGGUCUGAUGACCCACGGGGCAAAAUACCUUCCCGUCCCGCCCUCGUUGUCUGUGAGCAGCUUCUCGUACUGCAGCACACGUCCCCUGAAGGACACAUUGUUGCCUGUACCUUCAGUGAACGUCUCAUGACACAAGAAGCAAAAACCCUGCAGGUGGCGCGGUGGCGGCGAGAGACUCAAGCCACCGUGCAUUUUGUAACAGUGGACGAGUUUCUGGAAGUAGUGGAGGAGUGUUUGGAAUUGGAGGUUCCUCCCAUGCCCUCGCCACCCCUGUGGUCCUUUACCUCGCUGAUUCAGGGACGCGCCCCUGGCACUUUGUGGUGCGGGUUUGGACAAACGGCGCAGGAUAUGGCAGAGCUCGGGGCGUGGGGCCCAGUGGACCACUGCUGCCGCCUGCAUGACCUGUGUCCCGUCCAGCUGCCGUCCUACGUGUACUACCGCGGCGCUAUCAACACCACGCCGAAGCCAAUGAGCCACUGCCGGUGUGACCUGCAGUUCUCCGUCUGCCUUAGCAAGAUAAAGAACCGGGCGGCCACCAUCGUCUUCCACACAUACUUCAACCUGCUGUUCCGCGGCGGCUUCUGUGCCACUGUUCAGCCUCGCACGCCGCGCAUUGGUUUUUCCCGGGCAUUUGGCAAUCUCUGGACACAGAUAGCGACACUUCUGAGAUCAUGGACUGGUUUCCGAAAACACAAGAGAGCAAGGAGGAAGCGGACAACCAAUGCAUCAAUCACCACCUUAACCUCUUCCCAUCACCCUUCAACCACCGCCACGCCCCGCAUGUCCAUAAUACAACCACCGCAAACAACGCAAUUUUCUUCCUCUUUCUCCUACUCUUUCCAGACAGUCGACAUAACAUCCAUCGUUCAAAGGACAACACCAAAAACAACACAGGAACCUGAAUCUCCCUCACCACCGCUGGAACUCACCACAGACACGUGCAUCCUACACCACCUCACGCCACAUCUCAGUGCAGACAUCACAAAAGAAUCUAUCCACACAACACCCAGCAGCUCCUCACAGACCCCACCUCUGCACCACAUAAGACAACCCAACGAAACUCCUUUACAGUCUGAAAACACGUUAGAGAAAAACGUACAAGAGUCUGACUUCCCUUGGCAUGAACAAGGAACUAAGCGCACAUCUGAGAAGCGACCAGGCGUUUCGAGUAUUCUCAUCCAUGAUAACUUGACUUUGCUAAUCAUGUCCUUUAGAAAAUACUUGGAAGAAAUGGCCGCAGAAAUGGAGGAGAUGGAGAAAGAAGAGGAAGGAAAGGAAAUAGCAGAGGAGGAAGAAGAGGAAGAAUAGAUAUCAUUAGAACAAUAUCCAAUAAAACGUGGAAAGAUAGUAGAUGGAAAGUACGAAUCAAAGAACCUCUCAAACUUGCUACAGCAGGAAUGAAAGACUAGCCAUUAUGUACUGUAGAGUAAGAAUAAAGCUUGAUGAAUUAAUCGACCAGAUGUUAUGUGAACUAAAGACCACUCAGGUAGUGCCACUUAAUUAACACCCAAGCAGGUGUUGAUUAAGUGGCAACACGAGUAAAACAUUAAUUUGAGAGAGAGAGAGAGAGAGAGAGAGAGAGAGAGAGAGAGAGAGAAUAACCCCCUUUAGCCCAUAAAUUCCCGUGAAAACCCCACAUGGUUUAAAAAGAAAAAAACUCCUCCCAUUUUAUCUUUCGUAUUAUUAGCGAUAAGACUAACGCAAAUGAUCUCUUGACUGUGAACUUACUGCAAGGAGUUGCCAAUUACUAUCACCUUGAAAUAUUGAGCACUGGGAACUGGUGUCAAUUAGUAAUUAAAUUCUAAGAAAAAAGUU